GCGACCGGCUGCCGAUCGAGAACUUCACUUGCACUGUAGUCAACCUUAUCGAGCCGAAUCUCCUCCCUCUCGCACCGACCAGGAACUCCCUUGCCCAGUCAGGCCAGUCGCAAGGCCAAUCCAUUGCGCGGUCUUCCGGCCACCAAUCGGCGCUGCAUCACCAUAUCGCCUCUCCAUAUAAAAACCAUCCGGCGCCAACGGACACCCGCGGCUUUUGCCAUACCAGACACAAUUGCCUGCAUUCUCCCUUGGGAUUGAUAACAAUUCCACUUCUGUAUGGACGGUUAUCCACCAUGACCGCCGAAUAUAGCCUCUACAGCCCCCUUGCGGGCCCCUCCGCCGCCACAGACCCCGACACCACCACAUGGUCGGACUCCCUCCCCUUCCUAGUGGACAAUUCAAUUGCCCCCGAAUCAUCCCUCCCUCUCUUCGACGAGAACACACAAUGGGUCCUCAAUCCCAUGUCGCCAUCCCUGUCCACUUCCUGGGCCGCGGGAGCAGCAACGCGAACAGCCUCCGACCCCAGCUCGAACGCCAGUUUCAUCAACCCCGCCCAGUCCUUGCACGAGCCCAGUUGGAACCAUAACCCAUACCGGAAACUCUCCACUGACCCGAUCUACCCCUUCGCUCCGAUCGCCAUCCAACCCACCCUCUCCCUGCAAGACAUCACCUCCCGCGGCAGCAGCAGCAGCAGCAGCAGCAGCAGCAGCAGGCAGCCCCAAUUCAGCGUCGGCAGCAGCAGCAGCACAGAAGGUCAGACCCAGUAUCACAGCCAGAGCCUGAGUACGAGUCGCAGUCGCGCCCGCAGCGGGAGCUCCCAGACCGAAGCCAACACCUCAUCCUCCGGGGGCUUCGAGGACCACGAGCGAGAACGGCGCAAACGGGAGCGCUUCCUCGAGCGGAAUCGCGUCGCGGCCAAUAAAUGCCGCAAGAAGAAGAAGGAGCACUCCCGUCAGCUGGAGAGCCGGUGUCAGGCUGUCUCUCAGGAGAAUACCUCGUUGGAGAGCGAGGUUGAUCACCUGCGGAGUGAGAUCUUGAGUUUGAAGAAUGAGCUGUUGCGCCAUUCCCAGUGUGGAGAUGCCGGCAUCAAGCGCCACUUGGCGCAGAUGAUCAAGGAGAUCUCCGAUCGGGGCGCGGCGGGGUCUGGGACUGAUGAGAGUAGUAAUAAUGCCUCCGACGGAGGAGGGGGAAAGAUGGGAUCGUCGAGGGAAAGUGGACACGGAGAACGGAAGAUGGAGGACGAUCAGGACCACGACGAGGACCAGGACUUGAAAACGGAGAAAAUGGACUUUGAUUUCGACGAUCUAGUACGGCUCCCGCCGUCGAACGGCGGUGCCGCUGUGGAGCAGCGGGCAAGUGUUGCCGAGUAAUUGUAACGGCUGGG
Messenger RNA from Aspergillus heteromorphus CBS 117.55, 1384 nucleotides. RefSeq names its product bZIP transcription factor. The record is from RefSeq and is a predicted model, not a curated record. The transcript has a single exon. The coding region runs from base 294 to 1370 and encodes 358 amino acids. Gene Ontology annotation, molecular function: RNA polymerase II cis-regulatory region sequence-specific DNA binding; DNA-binding transcription factor activity, RNA polymerase II-specific. Lineage: Eukaryota; Fungi; Ascomycota; Eurotiomycetes; Eurotiales; Aspergillaceae. Gene Ontology annotation, biological process: regulation of transcription by RNA polymerase II.